Leguminivora glycinivorella is the source of this 791-nucleotide messenger RNA. RefSeq lists its product as uncharacterized. The transcript is spliced from 5 exons. The record is from RefSeq and is a predicted model, not a curated record. The coding region runs from base 106 to 768 and encodes 220 amino acids. NCBI's taxonomy places the organism in Eukaryota, Metazoa, Arthropoda, Insecta, Lepidoptera, Tortricidae.
GCGAAAUUGCGAUUUAUCGUAAACAACACGAAUUGAGUCCAUAAAAGUAUUUUCGCCCAAUUUACGACCGGUGGCGGAGUGCGGUGCCGCGGAGUGCAUUGCGAAAUGCAAGUGCGUUGCGUAGCUCUGCUGGCGUUCGCGCACGCUGCCAUAGGCAGCAUCUUCCCCGUGCCUAAUCACCUGAACGAGGUGAACGUCGCCACAACCUCUGGAGCCGUCAACAACACGAUAGCAGGGAAGAGUUUGGUAGUGGCGAGGAGAUCUGGGCAUCGGAUGAAGGCGAGGAGAUCCACGUCUUCGUCGUCGGGAGAAAAAAUGAUCGGGAAAAGUAAGAAAUCUUCAGGAGACUCUCUGGGACUGCAGUCGUCCGGAGAAAGCUCCUCUGAAGAAAAACAACGCAAACCGCUUGUAGGAGGAGGAUGGAGAAAAUGGCAUCGCAAGUGCACCCCAUGCCCCGAGGAGAUGACCAAGAAGUGGCGCGACCCGACCAUCAAGUGGAUAUGCGGCGGCUACCAGCGCGCGCGGCGCUCCUUCAAGAGCGAGUGCAUGAUGUACUACAGGAACUGCCAGGAUGGCACUAUGUUCGUGAAGGUCAACGACCACCGCUGCGACGAGUCAGCCAUGGGCUACCAAGGCGGUCGGCACUUCUUCUACGACUACCAAGUCAAGCUGCCGGACGACACCAGCGGCAAGAGCACGGAAACUGAAGAGUCUACCGACGAGGGCUCCUCCAGCUCCGCGAGGAAAUCUGAUAGCGGAGACGCUUGAUUAUUUAAUAAACACUUUUAAAA